AAACAAUCGGAUCGUUAAACGUCAACGUUUGAUGUGCACAAUUCAAAUUGGGUAUUCGAUUUUAUUUGCUCUGAUUUUGGAAAUUCGCGAAAAUGGCCGCGCAAUGGCACCACCCCAAUUUGGUGAAGAUGUUCGGCGACGAGAUAACCGAUUAUUUGGAAAAUACGUGUUGGAAUCCCCCGAAACCGCCGGAAUUGGAAAAGAAAAUAACGUAUUUCAACAACACUUCGACCCACCACAGGACCAGAGAAUACGACCUGUACUUCGCGUUCACGAAGGUGUUUCCCCUGUGGGACCAGCGGAAGAACAGGUGCAACAGAAUGUUCAUUCCGGACGUACGAGAGAACAUUUUCGAACAGGAAAAGCACAAGCAAUUUCCCGUCGUUACGUCGAUGAUCUACGGCAGGCCCUGCAGGGUUCCCUACGAUACGUCGGAGCCGGCUUUUCGCAGGGCGAACGUAAUGGCCGAUUUCAGGAGGAGAACUGGCGUAAUGAUGGUUAAGGAAAGGAAACCGGUGUAGAUAAAUCCCGGUGAUGUGUGGUACUUUUAAAAUUGGCUUUAGUAAUAUCG
Molecule: messenger RNA, 571 nt
Organism: Phyllotreta striolata
Lineage: Eukaryota; Metazoa; Arthropoda; Insecta; Coleoptera; Chrysomelidae
Source: the annotation of a GenBank genome assembly